AUGGUUUCCGUCAUCCAGGCCCAGAAAACCGCCCUUAUCACUGGAGCCGCCUCGGGGGUUGGAUUUGCCGUGGCAAAGCUCUGUCGGAGCAAGGGCAUGCAUCUUGCCUUGCUGGAUAUCGAUCAGGAGAAUCUGGCCGAGACAAAAAGAGUCUUGACCGACCUUGAUCCAUCUCUCAAGACAGAAGCAUAUACAUUUGACGUGGCUGAUGUUGCCGCGUGGAAACAAUCCGCCGCGGAGAUCAAGGAGAUCUUUCCUGAUAUCGACCUGGUGGUUUUGAAUGCGGGAAAGGGCUACAAGCCUAAAGAAUCCUCUCCAAAUCGCCUUAAUCAAUGGCUGGAUGGAGAAUACUGGCGGAAGGUCAGUCAUCAGCUCCGUGGACAUCCUCAAUCGUAUGCUAACGUGGGCCAGACUCUUGACACAAAUGUAUACGGUCCCCUGAAUGGUUUAGAAGUUCUUCUCCCCCUGAUCCUCUCGUCGAAAUCUCAAGCACCCAAAUCUAUUGUCGUGACCGGCUCCAAACAAGGCAUUACGAACCCACCCGGUGGAUCCAACCCGGCAUACAACGCGUCCAAGGCUGCAAUCAAGAGUCUGACCGAGCAUCUUGCCUACGACCUACGUUCUGAUCCGACAACUGCCCAUAUAUCCGUUCACCUCCUGAUCCCCGGUUGGACAUGGACCGGACUUAUGGGGAAUGUCGGUCCGACUGAUGAGCAGGAAGUCAAGAAGCCAGAGGGGGCCUGGUAUCCUAGUCAAGUGGCCACAGAGCUCUUGCAAGGGCUGGAAAAUGGAUUAUUCUAUAUCGUCUGUCCUGAUGGUGAAACCGAUCGCGCUCUAGAUCAAGCGCGCAUGAAGUGGGGUAGUGAAGAUGUCGUCGAGGGUAGACCGGCACUGUCUCGUUGGGAAGAUAAUUGGAAGGUCCGUGCAGAUGAAGCGAUCCGAGCAGAUGCAGAGGUCCGAAGAAGUUAA
Molecule: messenger RNA, 969 nt
Organism: Penicillium verhagenii
Lineage: Eukaryota; Fungi; Ascomycota; Eurotiomycetes; Eurotiales; Aspergillaceae
Product: SDR family NAD(P)-dependent oxidoreductase
Exons: 1
Coding region: 1-969 (322 amino acids)
Cellular component (GO): intracellular anatomical structure
Molecular function (GO): oxidoreductase activity, acting on NAD(P)H, oxygen as acceptor
Source: RefSeq, a predicted model, not a curated record